AAAUCACAGUGGUCGAGCUGUGGGAUAUUAUCUCUUAUACUGCGGGUGGAAGUUCUUUCUUUCGUUUGUUCUUUCUUUCUUUCUUUCUUCAGCAGCUUCACAGAGGUGAAUAAGAGGAGGCUGAUUGGAAGAUGAAUCCAGGAGGACGACGGUUGAAGCAGUGGCUCAUAGAGCAGAUUAACAGUACUAUUUAUUCAGGAUUGCUGUGGGAGGAUGAGGCUCACACCAUGUUCCGCAUCCCAUGGAAACACGCCGGGAAACAGGACUAUAACCAAGAGGUGGACGCUUCCAUUUUUAAAGCUUGGGCGGUGUUUAAGGGCAAGUUUAAGGAAGGGGAUAAAGCUGAACCUGCUACAUGGAAGACCAGACUGCGAUGCGCGCUCAACAAAAGUCCCGACUUCGAGGAGGUAACGGACCGCUCGCAGCUGGACAUCUCCGAGCCGUACAAGGUGUACAGGAUUGUCCCUGAGGAAGAGCAGAAGUUAGGGAAAAACAUCGGCACGAUGAAUGUGAGCUGCUCCAACGAUGGAGUGGAUAUGGAGUGCAGCUCAGCCGACCUCGAUCAGCUCAUCAAAGAGGCGUCUAAUGACGAAUACACAGGCAUUAUCAAGAGAAGCCAUUCUCCUAUGGAUGAGAAUUGCAACGUUCAGUCACCACAGGAGUUCUGGCAGCAGGGUUCUCCUCAUAACGUUCUUCCCAUUCAUCUGGACACAUCACCAAUAAACUCAUUUAAUGCUGUUUUCGCUCAGAUGAUGAUCUGUUUCUAUUAUGGAGGGAAGCCGAUGGGCCACACGGUCACCACUCACACUGACGGCUGUCGGAUCUCGCCCUGCCAGCCCCCCAUCUCCAACGCGCUGCUGUACGGCUCGGACAGCCUGCAGACCGUACGCUUCCCGCCCGUGGAGCUGAUCGAGAACGAGCGCCAGCGCUACGUCACCCGCAAGCUGUUCGGGCACCUGGAGCGCGGCGUUCUGCUACGUGCCAACCGCGAGGGCAUCUUCAUCAAACGCCUGUGUCAGAGCCGAGUCUUCUGGAGCGGCCAGGACUCCCAGUACAGCUCUGGCAUCAGCAAACUGGAGAGAGACUCUGUGGUCAAGAUCUUCGACAAUAACAGGUUUUUGCAUGCACUGCAGAUGUAUCAGAAUAAUCAGUACCCGGCUCCGGACCCUACAGUCUCGCUCUGUUUUGGAGAAGAGUUUGUUGACUUCAGCACCGCCAAGAACAAGCUGAUCAUUGUGCAGAUCACGGCUAUAAAAUGUCAGCAGCUGCUGGACGCAGUGACGGCUCAUCGAGCUCAGUACAGCAGCAACCUGGAGAUCUCGGACGAGCUUCCCGGUGAUCAGAUGGCUCGCAUUUACCAGGACAUUUGCAACUACUCUGUUCCUCAGCGACCCCCGUGCUACAGAGACAACCUGCCCAUCAUCGCCUGAAACGCAAAUCUGACUCCAGCUCGGAUCAACAAGCAUCUCACAAACAGACUCUUUAAAAACAACAACAACAAAAACAUUUUGUUAGCAUUAGCAGUGUUGUGUGGUUUAAUAAAGCUACACGUAGCAUCGUGUGUUCUCAGGAAAUCUAAUUAUGAAAAUGUUCUCAGGGAAGGUUGUUGUUUUUUUUUGUUUUGUUUUGUUUUUAAAUAUAUAUUUUGUUAUGAAAUGUAUUUCUCGGUUUACUUUUUUUUUUUGCACUUUUCUAUUCAACCGGGCUUUAAAAAAAAAAGAAAGAAAAGAAAAAAAAGAUUAUUAAUCUUGAGCUAAUAAGUAGAUAGGUUUUACUAUCUUCAGCUUUUUGUACUGUGACUUUGUAUUGAAAUAAAAAAAAAACUUUUUAAGCA
Messenger RNA from Ictalurus furcatus (blue catfish), 1834 nucleotides. RefSeq names its product interferon regulatory factor 8 (gene irf8). Gene Ontology annotation, cellular component: nucleus. Gene Ontology annotation, biological process: immune system process; regulation of transcription by RNA polymerase II. Lineage: Eukaryota; Metazoa; Chordata; Actinopteri; Siluriformes; Ictaluridae. The coding region runs from base 132 to 1430 and encodes 432 amino acids. The transcript has 9 exons. Gene Ontology annotation, molecular function: RNA polymerase II cis-regulatory region sequence-specific DNA binding; protein binding; DNA-binding transcription factor activity, RNA polymerase II-specific. The record is from RefSeq and is a predicted model, not a curated record.